GAUCCCCCAGAUAUCCUUCCUUGAACCCCCCCCCUCGAUGGCCUUCGUGUCGCAGGCUCGCUCUACCUCGAAUGCAUAGUGAUAAGCACCAUCGCUUUGGACCGCUCCAGAUCUCCCCUUCAUACCAGCAAUUGCAGAGUUCGGUCUUCCGACAACGCAACCCCCUAUGAACGCUCAUUCAGGGACCAUGUCGCCUGUCUCCGUAGACGGGAGUGACUGGUCCGGCAUCAAUCAGUACCAGAAGUCGGAUCCCCCCUUCUCCCCGACUUACUCGACUCGCAGCAACCUCGCCACACCCCCGACCUCAGGUGUUCCCAGUGGAUCUAGCGGCGCAGGACUUCCAAACGGUGCCACCGGGCCCGUCAGUGACGCGGGAAACCCGUCUCCCCCAAGCUCGGUGGCCGCGCGAUCGAGUGAUGGAACAUUGGGCGAUCAACGCAGCAAGCGACAGAAGAGGAUGGAGGAAGUCCUCGGGCAACACUAUGUUGCCCUUAGGCGAUUUCUCCAUGCGUCUUACCGCGAUGACAGAGGGAACAACAAGUCCAGCAAAGCCCGGGAUAAAUUGUUGCGGCUCUCCUCGACUCAGUUUCACGAGUUGAGUACCGAUGUGUUUGAUGAAUUGCUCCGACGCCAGCAAGCCAUGCCGUCUCCGAAUCGACCUCCUCGCCCCGAUGUCCCUCCGUUUUUACCGCCGCGAAAGGACUUCCAUGAAAAGCGCAACCAGGCGCGCCAGAAGCUUGCUUCGCUUCAGCACCAACGGUUCCGGGACCUGGCGACCGAUGUCUACACUGAGCUGGAGCGACGAUUCCCUCACUUCCCUUCACGGGAAUCUCGCCGGUUGAGUCCGGCUCCUAGUUUUCGCGGACGGCCAUCCAACGGCUACCCGCCGAAUGGGUACCCUCCGACCCCAGGAGGUCCGCGUUCGCAGUCUCGCGGACCCCCGUCCCGGAUGGGGUACCACCCGUCUGGUGGCCCUCCGGCUAGUCCAAUGUAUCCCCCACGUCAAGGGUCUCUUGGUGGGCCACCUCCCGGCAUGAACGGGGAUGGUGGUCCGAUGGCCAAAUCUUUCCAGAGCAACACCAUUGUUCCAAACAAGAGUACGAUGGUCGAGGAUGACGAUGAUGCCGCUGGUACAGAGGACGAUUACGAUGCGCGGAGCGACGCAUUCGCUCUGGAUGCGGUUCUGCAAAGUAGACGAGGGACUGGGGCGACUCUGGCGGACGCGGACAGGAAAGCCUUGGCGGAGACUCAAUCGCAGGUGUCUGCUCUGCAGGAUAAGGUGAACAAACUAGAGGACCUACUCAAGAGCAAGGAUGAGGAAAUAUCCAAGUAUCAGGAAGAUCAGAACAAGGUUGAGACGUUGGAGGAAUUGGUGAAGUCCAAGGACGAGGAACUCUUGAAGUACCAGGAAGACCAGAAUACGUCCGAGGUCAGUAGUGCAGAACGCCAAGAAUGGGAGGCUCUGAAGUCGGAUCUGGAGCGCAAAAUCUCUCAAGCCGAGGAUCUGAACAGCUCUCUGCAGUUUGAGCUAGAUAAAGUUCGGGCUGACCAUGAAGCCAUGGAGUCGGACCUUCGGAACCAACUUGGGGAGGUGUCGCAGCAAAGCACCGGAAAUCCGGAGCUCGAGGCCCGCUUCGCUGAUCUUGAGAUCAAGCACCAGAGUCUGCAGACUGAGCUCCAAGAGCAACAACAUGUGACGGAAGAGGUCAGGCGCGAGGCUGCUGGCUUUUUGAGGGAGAUGAGGGCGUUGUCGGAGCAAAGCCAGUCCCGGUGGGAGCAUGAAGAGCGACUGACUACCGAGGUCCACAAAUUAGAGGAGCAAGUGAAGCAGUGGAAGACUCGGUAUGAGAAGGCAAAGGCUCAGCUACAGCACCUCCGCACAUCCUCCAUUGGUAUCACGGAAAUCCGCCCAGACCCUACAAGCAUCGCCAAGGAUCCGGAGUUCUUCCAUGAGGAUGGCUUGGUCAAGGAUGUUCAUGUCGCCAAGUUUCAAGUCGCCAUUGACGAAUUGCUACACAUUGCGCGCAAUGAUGAUUACCACAUUGUCACACGGCAGAUCAAUGCUGUCGUGAUUGCGGUACGGCAUUUGCUGCAUGACGUCCAGGAAUGCCAGGAUCCCAGCGACGGGUUGUCGGCGCUGCGUAGCAAGGCUAUCAGCAAGUUAUCUGCCACUGCGAACAACCUGAUCACAGCCGCCAAGAACUUUGUGUCCUCCAAUGGGCUAUCGCCAGUUUCCCUCCUGGACGCUGCUGCUUCUCAUCUCUCAACGGCUGUCAUUGAACUCAUCCGCCUGGUGAAGAUCCGGUCCACCCCAGCAGAGGAUCCCCAUGAGAACGAUGAAGAUGCGCAGUUUACUCAGAUGAAGUCUCCGGACUACUUCAGCGUGGCCCCUAGCCAAAGCCGACACAGCCGCAAUGAGUCCGUCUACAGCGCUAUGAGUCCUCCGCCUGAUGCUCCCAAUGGUAUGCCAGCAGCAAUGCAAAGCUAUCCCUCGCAGUCUGAGACCCACGAGCUUCAGGAGAUGAAGCUUUACGUUGAGGAUCAGACGAAUGGUGUCGUUCAGUCGAUCCAAGCCCUCAUUGACAGUAUCCGGGCCGACCGUGGUCUAACCGCGAUAAACACCCACGUUUCUGCUAUAUCUUCCGUGGUGACGAAUGUCACCUCCUCAACCCAACACUUUGUCAAAAGACCCGAGGCCAACCCGGCUCUCCGGCAACGCAUCGAACCGAUUAUCGAGAUGCUGGAAUAUCACAAGCACCGCCUUAUGGGAGCCGCAGCCGGGGGGGAGGCUUCGACCAGCCCGGAACAGCUUCGUGAGGUGACCAACAAGCUUCCGCCUAUCGCUUUCGAAAUUCCCCGGGUGACAAAGGAGCUUGCUCACCAAUUGGACCCCGCUAAUUUCGAAGAAGAGGACGACUUUCGGUAGUCGGCCUCACGGUCUUCAUGAUACUUUCUUUCGUUCCAGCUUCUUCACAGUGGCCUGAGAGUUGCUCGGGCGUUUUCUCCUUACUUUCC
Molecule: messenger RNA, 3015 nt
Organism: Aspergillus ibericus CBS 121593
Lineage: Eukaryota; Fungi; Ascomycota; Eurotiomycetes; Eurotiales; Aspergillaceae
Product: putative cell polarity protein
Exons: 3
Coding region: 167-2926 (919 amino acids)
Cellular component (GO): cell cortex of growing cell tip; actomyosin contractile ring
Molecular function (GO): MAP kinase scaffold activity
Source: RefSeq, a predicted model, not a curated record